Molecule: messenger RNA, 512 nt
Organism: Hibiscus syriacus
Lineage: Eukaryota; Viridiplantae; Streptophyta; Magnoliopsida; Malvales; Malvaceae
Product: homeobox-leucine zipper protein REVOLUTA-like
Exons: 3
Coding region: 1-354 (117 amino acids)
Molecular function (GO): DNA-binding transcription factor activity
Source: RefSeq, a predicted model, not a curated record
AUGAUAUCCUUCUUAUACUAUUCUUUGAAGUCACAACUGGUUUUCAUAUUUGAAAAUCAAGGUGGGCUUGACAUGCUGGAGACAACUCUAGUGGCUCUACAAGACAUCACAUUGGAUAAAUUGUUUGAUGAAUCUGGAAGCAAGGCAUUGUGCUCCGAUUUUUCCAAGUUAAUGCAGCAGGGAUUUGCUUGCUUGCCUGCGGGAAUCUGCAUGUCAACAAUGGGACGUCAUGCUUCAUAUGACCAAGCUUUUGCCUGGAAAGUCCGUGAAGCUGAUGAGACCACUGUCCAUUGCCUCGCCUUCUCGUUUGUUAACUGGUCUUUAUGUGAGAAAACAGCUGUAAUUUAUGUCUGAAAAACCAAGCUUUACAAGUAGCUGCCCAUGGAAAAUGGAAACGAUAACAGCUCAGAAAGAGAAGUUAAAACGAAAUGAACAGGGAAAAAAGUUUUGUAAUAUGGAAGGCACCCAGUUCAGGCUUGCAUUUUAUUAAUUUAAUUAAAUUUUUUAAUGCA